Populus nigra (black poplar) is the source of this 1260-nucleotide messenger RNA. RefSeq names its product protein SCO1 homolog 2, mitochondrial-like. NCBI's taxonomy places the organism in Eukaryota, Viridiplantae, Streptophyta, Magnoliopsida, Malpighiales, Salicaceae. Gene Ontology annotation, biological process: mitochondrial respiratory chain complex IV assembly. The transcript is spliced from 7 exons. The record is from RefSeq and is a predicted model, not a curated record. The coding region runs from base 231 to 1025 and encodes 264 amino acids.
UAAAGCUCCUCAACAGCCAGCCAGCCAAAACAUGGAUAUAAGCCUCGUAAAAUUGAAAGGUGACUUGAGCUUGGGCAACAAGGCAAAAUAAAAUUUGAAAAUUAAGAAGAGAGAGAUAUGCUCCAGGUUUGCUUGGCUAGGAAUCCAAAUGGCUUUUUUAAGCUCAACAAGAAAAGAAUCGAUUCUUCAAAAACCCAUUCCCCCAAUAGAAUAAUAAGAAGAAAAAAAUCAUGCCCAUUUCCCGCUAUCUUUUCUUUUCCACCAAACAACGCCCAGGACAGUGUCUCAAUCUACUCCGAAGGCUUGGUCCAUCAAAGAGGGUUCAAUCUAGCUGUUUUUCCAAAUCAACAAGCCAAAAUCACUGGAAGCGUCCUGUACCGCAAGUAAAAGUAGAACUGAAGGUUCCUCGUUUCCUUGUCAUUCCAGCUGCUGUACUAGGAUUUGUUGGAUUGGCAGCUCUUGUGCAUUAUAAUGACGAGAGGAGAGCGGUUCCAAAAGGUCAAGGCAGUGAUUGUGUUGAUGUCAAGGGUCCAAUUAUUGGUGGUCCAUUCACCCUAGUUAACACAGAGAAUAAAGUAGUUACUGAUAAAGAUUUUCUAGGAAAUUGGGUUUUGCUGUACUUUGGCUAUACAUCCUCCCCUGAUGUUGGACCUGAGCAACUGAAAUUGAUCACCAAGGCCUUAAACACAUUAGAGUCUAAAGAGAAUCUUAAGGUUUUGCCCAUGUUUGUUACACUUGAUCCUCAGCGUGACAACCCCCCGCAUCUUCGUGCUUACCUUGAAGAGUUUGAAUCAAGAAUAGUAGGAUUAACAGGACCUGUUGGUGCUAUAAGACAGAUGGCACAAGAGUACCGUGUUUAUUUCAGGAAAGUUGAAGAAGAAGGAGAUGAUUAUCUUGUUGAGACUUCUCAUAACAUGUAUUUGAUAAAUCCAAACAUGGAGGUUGUAAAAUGCUUCGGUGUCGAAUAUAACGCAGAGGAGCUUUCAGAAGCAAUAGGAAAAGAAUUGAAGAGAACCUCAUCAUAAUGGUUUUGAAAUCUCUGAUGUGCUCCUAGUCUUCUGGGAAUUUUAUAAUUUUGGAAGGUGUCUAACUAACGUUCCUGAUUUCUUUUUUCUUUCUUUUUAAGAAAGAUUUUGUCUGGUUGUUGCAUGGGCUUGAACCCUUGACCUUAACUUCAGAAUGAAGGUUUUAAGAGGUCAGUAGGUUCUCGAUCCCAUCUUACAUCUUUGCUAUAAUGAUAUUUCAGACAUCUUCCUCCAA